Messenger RNA from Manihot esculenta (cassava), 1594 nucleotides. Its product is annotated as lysine histidine transporter-like 6. The coding region runs from base 139 to 1455 and encodes 438 amino acids. The transcript has 8 exons. The record is from RefSeq and is a predicted model, not a curated record. Lineage: Eukaryota; Viridiplantae; Streptophyta; Magnoliopsida; Malpighiales; Euphorbiaceae. Gene Ontology annotation, cellular component: plasma membrane.
AUACGGAAUAUCUUCUGCAAAAGAAAUAAAGAAGCACCGAACAGAAUUUGCAACACCAAAGCCACUACUUUAUAUAUGUCACAACCACCACUGACCUCCUAGUUUGAGGGAAGCCUUGAAGAUUGUUUGGUUGCCAAAAUGGUUUCUUCUUCUCCUCCCACUUCCAAGGAAGAGCAGUCGUCCAUUGAGAAAUGGACGGAAGGCGAUCCCGCUCGCCGAGCAAAAUGGUGGUACUCAACUUUCCACACUGUCACAGCCAUGAUAGGUGCAGGUGUUCUCAGUCUGCCCUACGCUAUGGCUUACUUAGGCUGGGGACCGGGGACAAUGGUUUUAGCGUUAUCAUGGUGCAUGACCUUGAACACGAUGUGGCAAAUGAUACAGCUGCAUGAAUGCGUUCCAGGGACUCGAUUUGAUCGUUACAUCGAUCUUGGAAGGCAUGCUUUUGGGCCAAAACUGGGGCCGUGGAUUGUGCUGCCUCAGCAGUUGAUUGUUCAAGUUGGGUGCGAUAUUGUGUACAUGGUCACCGGAGGAAAAUGUCUGAAGAAGUUCAUGGAGAUGGCCUGUGAAACUUGCACACCUAUCAGGCAAUCUUACUGGAUUUUGAUAUUUGGUGGCAUUCAUUUCUUGCUUUCUCAGCUUCCUAAUUUCAAUUCUGUGGCCGGCGUUUCUUUAGCUGCAGCAGUCAUGUCCCUCAGUUAUUCAAGCAUAGCCUGGCUGGGUUGCUUAGGCCAUGGUCGGAUUGAUAACGUGAGCUACGCAUACAAACACACAAGCACAGCUGACUACAUGUUUCGUGUGUUUAAUGCUCUGGGUCAAAUUUCUUUUGCAUUUGCUGGCCACGCUGUUGUCCUAGAAAUCCAAGCUACAAUUCCCUCAACACCUGAGAAGCCUUCUAAAAUACCCAUGUGGAAAGGUGCAAUUGGUGCUUAUUUCAUCAAUGCAAUUUGCUAUUUCCCAGUGGCCCUUGUAGGCUAUUGGGCAUUUGGACAAGAUGUUGAUGAUAAUGUGCUUAUGGCACUCAAAAGACCUGGAUGGCUCAUCGCCUCUGCUAAUUUGAUGGUGGUGGUUCAUGUCAUUGGGAGCUACCAGGUUUAUGCUAUGCCUGUUUUUGCAAUGCUGGAGAACAUGAUGAUUAAGAGAUUGAACUUCCCACCAGGAAUUGCACUUAGACUUGUAACUCGAACUGCUUAUGUAGCAUUUACUCUGUUCGCCGGAGUCACCUUCCCUUUCUUUGGAGAUCUUCUUGGUUUCUUUGGGGGAUUUGGUUUUGCUCCCACAUCAUAUUUUCUCCCUUGCAUAAUGUGGCUGAUAAUCAAGAAACCCAAGAGAUACAGCACCAACUGGUUCAUCAACUGGGCUUCCAUAAUCAUUGGAAUGUUCAUAAUGGUAGCGUCUACAAUUGGUGGAUUCCGGAAUAUUGUGACUGAUGCCUCUACAUAUAGGUUCUAUACAUAGAUGAUGACAAAUGAGCUUAGUUUCAAGACACUAAUGUUUCUUAAUGAUGCUUAGAAUAAGCCUUUUAUUGAUUAAGCAAGUAAUUGACAUCCAAGUGUUUGAUCUUUUUCCUCAACCAAUCUGCAAAGCUCUUUAUUCA